Messenger RNA from Colletotrichum orchidophilum, 681 nucleotides. RefSeq lists its product as uncharacterized. The transcript has 2 exons. NCBI's taxonomy places the organism in Eukaryota, Fungi, Ascomycota, Sordariomycetes, Glomerellales, Glomerellaceae. Bases 1 to 681 code for a protein of 226 amino acids. The record is from RefSeq and is a predicted model, not a curated record.
AUGGUUCAACAUCUUGAUCUGGACGAGCGCAAUCGGACACUAAGUCUCUUUGCAUAUCCGUCGUACUGCGCCGUCAUCUGUCUGAGCGAUCCGCAAUCCACGGCUCCUUUGAGCGAGCUCGUUAACGACCUCGCAGAUGUCGACGCUGUGUCAGACGAGCAGGACGCUGGGUCAGACGAGGAACACACAGUUUCAGACGAAGAAGACGCCGUGUCAGGCGGGGAAGCACAUAAGGGCAAUCAGCAGCCCUUCGAUGACCUGUGUAGGGAGAUAUUGGUAUCAUUCGGAAUUAUCUUCGCUCAAGAGUCAGCAUCGCGGAGAACAGUGCGUUCUCACGCCAAAAAAGAAUGGCUUGAGGCCCGACACAAAGACGACAUCCUCUGGGACUUAUGCUCGAAGAGGUGGCAAGAGAACCUCCUGUUCGAAUAUCUCCGAGCACCACCUACACGGAGCAAUUAUUCCGCUCGUGCUGAUUUCCCGCUCCUUGGAGAGAAGUUGGUGCGCCUUCAAGACUACAUGACCGUUCAGAGCCCAAACGAUUUCAAGACCCUUAUGUUCGAUCACAGAGAUCCCUUGAAAUUCUGGACGUUUGUCAUUGCACUCAGCUUUGGAGAUUUGUCUCUAUUAGUGAGCUUGGCUGCUUUGGUAGUAGCUACCGCCCAGCUUGCCAUAGGCGAUUGA